AUGCCUUUGGCCUGUUUGACAGACUUUCAGGCUUUUGCCCGGGAGCGUCUGCCCAAGUCAACUUGGGAUUUUAUUGAAGGCGGAGCAGAUGACAGCUUCACGCGCGAUGACAACAUUGCAGCCUUUAAAAGAAUCCGCCUCCGUCCCCGGUACCUGAAAAAUGUGGUAAACGUGGACACCCGGACCACAAUCCAAGGGGAGGAAAUCACUGCCCCCAUUUGCAUCUCACCCACGGGUUUCCACUGCCUCGUCUGGCCGGAUGGAGAAAUGAGCACAGCCAGAGCGGCCCAAGCAGCCGGGGUCUGCUACAUCACCAGCACAUUUGCCACCUGUGCCCUGGAGGACAUUGCUGCUACUGCCCCCAGGGGCCUCCGGUGGUUCCAACUCUACGUGCAUCCAGACCGGCAGCUCAGCAAACAGCUGGUCCAGAGGGUGGAAUCCCUGGGUUUCAAAGCUCUGGUCAUCACUGUGGAUGUGCCCAAACUGGGCAACAGGCGACAUGACAUCCGAAACCAACUGGACUUAAAGCUGAACUUACUGCUCAAAGACCUUCACUCGCCUAAGGAGAGAACUUCAAUGCCUUAUUUCCAGAUGUCCCCCAUUGACUCAUCCAUCUGCUGGAAUGACCUCUCCUGGCUUCAGAGCAUAACUCGAUUGCCCAUUAUCCUUAAAGGGAUCUUGACAAAAGAGGACGCAGAGUUAGCCGUGAAGCACAACGUCCAUGGCAUCAUUGUUUCCAACCAUGGUGGGAGGCAGCUAGAUGACGUUCUUGCCUCUAUUGACGCCUUGGCAGAAGUGGUGGCUGCUGUGAAAGGGAAAAUGGAAGUGUACCUGGAUGGUGGGAUCCGAACUGGCAACGAUGUGCUCAAGGCUCUGGCCCUUGGGGCUAAGUGUGUGUUUCUGGGGAGACCAAUCCUGUGGGGUCUUGCCUACAAGGGUGAAGAUGGUGUUAAGGAACUUUUGAACAUUAUAAAAAACGAGUUCCACACUUGCAUGGCCCUCACAGGUUGCCAGUCAGUUGCAGAGAUCAAUCAGGACAUGAUCCAGUUCUCCAGGCUGUAAAGGAAGAAGGCCAAUGAGCAGACUGCUGAGGUUGCCCACAGAGAGAAGACAAACUCACAGCAUGGUGUGCGAUGCCUUCCUGCCUUGCCCCUCUCCUACCCAGAGGCUCAUCCCCUGCACCUUCAACCACUCCAUCCCUUGUACUUCAGGCCCCAGACCCCUCCUCUUCCUCAAAGGUGACACGCUCUCCUUUACCUCACUGUUUGUUAUAUGCUCUUGCCUGAACUCCUCCUCUGAAAGAAAAAAAAACCUUAAAAGCAUGGGCCAAUAAUGACUGAAAUGGCUAGCAGAUUUCUUUUUUUUUGAGUAUCCUAUAUAACUCUGUGAACCAACUAUGUAAAUUGACACUCUGUACAGAAGAGCUAUAUGUAUAAACUGUUCUCCCACAAAAAUCCUCCUCCUGUGUGUAGAUAAUAAGGAAACCAUACAGGUAAAAACCUAGGCUUUGGAGCCACACAGGCCUGGAUUUAACAGUCAGGACUGGUACUGACCAGCUCU
Prionailurus viverrinus (fishing cat) is the source of this 1560-nucleotide messenger RNA. RefSeq names its product hydroxyacid oxidase 2 (gene HAO2). Lineage: Eukaryota; Metazoa; Chordata; Mammalia; Carnivora; Felidae. The coding region runs from base 1 to 1062 and encodes 353 amino acids. The record is from RefSeq and is a predicted model, not a curated record. The transcript has 7 exons. Gene Ontology annotation, molecular function: FMN binding; oxidoreductase activity.